CAGCGUCCGGUCGGCUGCUGUUGCGAUUGACGCGGCGAUGAGGACCCGUUUGUAUCUGCAGAAUGCAGUCGGCAGGCUGAGCCUCAAAUAACGGCGAUUACGCAGAAAAUCAAAAUACUCGGCUGCCUGGUUCAGGACCGGACGCUGAGCCAACCUAGUGACUUGGAGCUUCAAAGCCAUGGCAACAAAGGAAUCAGAUGCCAAAGCAGAGUCAGCCCUCACCUCAUCAGCCGAUCAGAGCAAACAAGAGUAUGAAAAACCAAACUAUACUCUCAGAUACACUCUUGUGGGACAUGUGGAAGCAGUAUCAUCAGUUAAGUUUAGUCCUGAUGGAGAGUGGCUAGCAAGUUCUUCUGCUGACAAAGUAAUUAUAAUUUGGGGAGCAUAUGAUGGAAAAAAGGAGAAAAUACUUCAUGGUCACAGUCUGGAAAUAUCAGAUGUUGACUGGUCAUCAGAUUCCAGUCGUCUUGUUUCUGCCUCAGAUGAUAAAACUCUAAAGAUUUGGGAUGUACUAUCAGGAAAAUGCUUGAAAACGCUGGAGGGGCACAGUAAUUAUGUGUUUUGCUGUAAUUUCAAUCCACCAUCCAAUCUCAUAAUUUCAGGAUCUUUUGAUGAGAGUGUGAAAAUAUGGGAGGUGAAAACAGGCAAGUGCCUCAAGACUUUGUCUGCUCAUUCUGACCCGGUUUCUGCUGUUGAUUUUAGUUGUAACGGGUCCUUGAUAGCGUCAGGUAGUUAUGAUGGCAUCUGUAGAAUCUGGGAUGCUGCAUCAGGUCAGUGUUUAAAAACACUUGUUGAUGAUGAUAACCCUCCUGUCUCUUUUGUAAAAUUUUCUCCAAAUGGUAAAUACAUUCUCAUUGCAACUCUGGAUAAUACUCUUAAACUAUGGGAUUAUAGCAGAGGCAGAUGCCUGAAGACAUACACUGGUCAUAAAAAUGAGAAAUACUGCAUAUUUGCCAAUUUUUCAGUUACUGGAGGGAAGUGGAUUGUGUCUGGUUCAGAGGAUAACCUAGUUUACAUUUGGAACCUUCAGACUAAAGAGAUUGUACAGAAAUUACAAGGUCAUACUGAUGUUGUAAUCUCAGUAGCUUGUCAUCCUACAGAAAAUAUCAUUGCAUCAGCAGCAUUAGGAAAUGACAAAACAAUUAAACUGUGGAUAAGUAACUACUAAACCCUUUAGAAAUCAAGUAGUAAAGCCAAGUUGGCAAAAAGUUGUAUAUUUUAAAAGAUGUUUUCUCUUAA
Molecule: messenger RNA, 1239 nt
Organism: Pipistrellus kuhlii (Kuhl's pipistrelle)
Lineage: Eukaryota; Metazoa; Chordata; Mammalia; Chiroptera; Vespertilionidae
Gene: WDR5B
Product: WD repeat domain 5B
Exons: 2
Coding region: 179-1168 (329 amino acids)
Cellular component (GO): Set1C/COMPASS complex
Molecular function (GO): histone binding
Source: RefSeq, a predicted model, not a curated record